Messenger RNA from Trichophyton rubrum CBS 118892, 486 nucleotides. RefSeq lists its product as uncharacterized. The transcript has 3 exons. The coding region runs from base 1 to 486 and encodes 161 amino acids. Lineage: Eukaryota; Fungi; Ascomycota; Eurotiomycetes; Onygenales; Arthrodermataceae. The record is from RefSeq and is a predicted model, not a curated record. Gene Ontology annotation, biological process: mitotic sister chromatid biorientation. Gene Ontology annotation, cellular component: mitotic spindle pole body; DASH complex; mitotic spindle.
AUGAUGGAGGUGAAGAGACAGAGAUCUACCUCCCGCUCGCGGCAAGCCUCGCGUCCUACUACCCCCCUAAGGUCGAGCUCCAGGACAUCCAUACGCGAUACACACAGUUUUUCGGUCAGUGGCGGCCCGGCUAGUGGAUCGCGACCGGGAAUAAACAGCUUAGAACCUCAAUUCGCAGAGCUGGCAGAUUCAAUGGCGGACUUGGAGGAGAAUUUUGUACAUCUCCAGUUGAUGCAUGAAAGCCUCUCAAGAUUUAACGAGAGCUUUGCAAGCUUUUUAUAUGGACUAAAUAUGAACGCUUUCUGCGUCGACUUCCCAGAGACACCUAUCCCAGAAUCAUUCACACGUUUUAAGCAGAGGGAAAAGGCAAGAGAGAAAGAAAAUGAAUUGCAAGCUGCUUCAAACCAACAAUACCAAUCUGGCGCAAAUGACGCAGAAACAACUUUCAUGUGUGUUGCCGUAAUCAAAUAUGAUAAUUGUAUUUGA